Molecule: messenger RNA, 3531 nt
Organism: Entelurus aequoreus (snake pipefish)
Lineage: Eukaryota; Metazoa; Chordata; Actinopteri; Syngnathiformes; Syngnathidae
Product: vitamin D3 receptor A
Exons: 10
Coding region: 786-2048 (420 amino acids)
Biological process (GO): negative regulation of transcription by RNA polymerase II; positive regulation of transcription by RNA polymerase II; cell differentiation
Cellular component (GO): nucleus
Molecular function (GO): nuclear receptor activity; zinc ion binding; vitamin D response element binding
Source: RefSeq, a predicted model, not a curated record
AGUUGGGCCAGUGAGACGAGCUGUGAUUGGCCGCCGGGGGGAUUAUAGAUAUGUAUAGAUAUGUGGCGUGGCUCAACUGAGGGGGGCGGGACACUAUUUUUUUUUUUUUUUUUGGGAAGCGAAGCGCUUGUUCAUUGAUAUUUACAAGUAGACCGGAUUAAUGAUAUUUUUCGCAUGGACAAAUGUAAGUGGAGGGUUUAUCUCGCUGUCGUUUUGGACUCGAGUUGACUGGAUUUUCCCUGUCUGCUUUCCGAUUCUGUUGAAAAGUAGCGUUAGCAUAAACAAAGUAUGCUAGCCGGGGUGUUGUUGGUCAUUUUUUAAUGUUGCCGACACGCUCGCGCACGUCCCGUGAAACGUGUCCGCGUGUCCGUGUUCGUGACGUGACAAUCCCACAUUCUCGCCCGCCUCCUAUGCUACGGCUAGUUGUCUCGUCCCGCACGGACUCCGUUGAGAAGUAAGCCACUUUUUAAGUCACGGCCGCGUGUUUUUUUAAAAAUUGUUUUUAUUUUUUUUAAUUUGUCCCGUGAAAGCUUCACGUCGUGACAUCGAGCGAAAACUCCCGCCGCCCGGAACGACGAAAGGUCUGUUUUUAAAAGUCGUGUGAGAGCGCCACGCUGCGUGAUCGUGAUUAUGUCAAAGUUCAUACCGAGGAAAAGUUUUUCGCCGGGGAGGAUUUCUUAAGCCUGGCUCGGAGAAUUUGCCCACCUUUGGCUGCAACGUUUUUGUCGGCAACCCACCUUUCAGCUACUAUUGCACAAAGUGAACGUUGAUAUGCCACAUCAGUGAUGGAGCCCAUGACGGUUACUACGUCGGUGGCGGGACCGGAUGAGUUCGACCGCAACGUCCCGCGGAUAUGUGGGGUGUGUGGCGACAAGGCCACCGGCUUCCACUUCAACGCCAUGACCUGUGAGGGCUGCAAGGGCUUCUUCAGGCGUAGUAUGAAGCGUAAAGCCUCCUUCACCUGCCCGUUCAACGGAAGCUGCACCAUCACCAAAGACAACCGGCGUCACUGCCAGGCGUGUCGCCUCAAGCGCUGCAUUGACAUCGGCAUGAUGAAAGAGUUCAUCCUCACAGAUGAAGAGGUCCAAAGGAAGAAGGACAUGAUAAUGAAGAGGAAGGAGGAGGAGGCGGCCAAGGAGGCGUCGAGGCCUCGGCUCAAUGACGAGCAGGCCCAGAUCAUCACUUCCCUGGUGGACGCUCACCACAAGACCUACGAUGCCUCCUAUGCAGACUUCUCACGCUUUAGGCCUCCAGUGCGUGAAGGUCCAGUUACACGCAGUGCCAGCAGAGCCGCCUCCCUUCACUCCCUGUCUGACGCCUCCUCAGACUCCUUCAACCACUCGCCUGAGUCGGUGGACACCAAGAUGAACUUCAGCAACCUGCUGAUGAUGUACCAGGACGGCGCCAGCAGUCCGGACUCCAGCGAGGAGGACACCAAGCUGUCCAUGCUGCCCCACCUGGCCGACUUGGUGUCCUACAGCAUCCAGAAGGUCAUCGGGUUCGCCAAGAUGAUCCCGGGCUUCAGAGAACUGACGGCAGAAGACCAGAUUGCUCUGUUGAAGUCGAGUGCCAUCGAGAUCAUCAUGCUGCGUUCUAAUCAGUCCUUCAGCCUGGAGGACAUGUCCUGGAGCUGCGGGGGACCCGACUUUAAGUACUGCGUCAACGACGUCACAAAGGCCGGUCACACUCUGGAACUGCUGGAGCCGCUGGUCAAGUUCCAGGUGGGUCUGAAGAAGCUGAGUCUGCACGAGGAGGAACACGUCCUGCUCAUGGCCAUCUGCCUGCUCUCCCCAGACCGCCCCGGCGUGCAGGACCACGCCCGCAUCGAGCAGCUCCAGGACCACAUGUCGGAGACCCUGCAGGCCUACAUCCGAGUCAACCACCCGGGGGGGCGCCUCCUCUACGCCAAGAUGAUCCAGAAGCUGGCCGACCUGCGCAGCCUCAACGAGGAGCACUCCAAGCAGUACCGCUCGCUCUCCUUCCAGCCCGAGCACAGCAUGCAGCUCACCCCGCUGGUGCUGGAGGUGUUCGGCAGCGAGGUGUCGUAGCAGAAAGCCUCCGCCGCCAGACACCCCCUCCGCCCCCCCCUUUCACACGCUAUCGGGAAAAACCCCAUCAUGUGCCACCAUCCUCCGCCUCCUUCCGGGAUGGAUGAUGGAUGGAUGUGACUUCCCGCAUCCUUAUUGGUUAGUAUCUGCUUUCAUGCAAACUGGCUGGGAGGGAGAGGUCUCUUUAGCGAGCUGGACGAGGACGGGUGGGAAAAGGAGAGCGUCACUACGGUUGUAUUUCCUUGCUCUCUGAGACAAAAGGGAAUAUUGCAGGAAUGUAUGUUUAAUGACAUGUAUAAGCUGAACUAUAAGAAGAUAUAUUCUAUAAAAAAUAUAUAUAUGUAUAUUUAAGAGAGGGUUGAGAGGAAGUGUAGAGAGUAGAGGAUUCGAAGGCUGCUGUGAGUCGUCUUUGAAUGCUGAGAAGUGUGUGAGGAGUCCUUGUGUUUCUAUGUGUGUGUGUGUGUGUGUGUGUGUGUGUGUGUGUGUGUACGAUGUAACGACAAUUGGACCACAAGGGGAGUGUGAGGCCUCGGCGCAGGGAAGGAAAGAACUUCUCUAUUUCUUUUUUUUUUCACCUCUUUGUCGUUUUUCCCGGACCUGUGAAGCUCGGAGACUCGACGACGUCGCGUUUUGUUUUUUCUUUUUCUGUCGGAUGGCGACUCUCCGGGCCGUAUUUGUCGGGCUGCUAAAGACCACGGCGACAAAAAAAAAAAAACCCCAAGUUCGCUCGCCGUUACCUCAGGGAAAAAGAAGGAGAAGAAAAAAAAAGCAAGUUUGUCCCGGUGAGGAUCGACGGGCCGCGGCGUGCAAGCUAACGCAAUCAGACGACGCUCGAUUGUUUUCCAAGCUCACUGUGAUUUGGCGGAGGACAGUCGACGUAAGCUAGUAAGCAGAGACGCACGUGCAUGAACCAAAGCUGGCACUUUUUAAAUGGGUUUUUAUCUCCAGCAGCAAUGUUGGGAGCUUAAUGCAUGCUGUAAAAAAAAAAAAACGAGUUGAUUACAAAUAUGUAAUCUAUAGCAGGGGUCACCAACCUUUUUGAAAGCAAGAGCUACUUCUUGGGUAGUGAUUAAUGCGAAGGGCUACCAGUUUGAUACACACUUCAAUAAAUUGCCAGAAAUAGCCAAUUUGCUCAAUUUACCUUUAACUCUAUGUUAUUAUUCAUAAUUAAUGAUAUUUACACUUAAUUGAACGGUUUAAAAGAGGAGAAAACACGAAAAAAAUGACAAUUACAUUUUGAAACAUAGUUUAUCUUCAAUUUCAACUCUUUAAAAUUCAAAAUUCAACCGAAAAAAAGAAGAGAAAAACUAGCUAAUUCGAAUCUUUUUGAUAAAAAUUUAAAAAACAAUUUAUGCAACAUCAUUAGUAAUUUUUCCUGAUUAAGAUUCAUUUUUGAAUUUUGAUGACACAUUUUAAAUAGGUUAAAAUCCAAUUUACACCUUGUUAGAAUAUAUAACAAAUUGGACCAAGCUAUAUUUCUAAC